AUUUAAGCAGCUGGUUUUUUUCAUAACAAGUCGAAAUACAAAACAUAAAUCACCCUCUAUAUAUAGUUAGGUAUACUAUAUUAACUACCGGUAUAUAAAUCAACAUGUUAUUAUUGCGUCGUCUUAUUCAACGUCUAAACUCCAAUCAAAUUCAACAAUUGAGAAUGUCGCAUGUGGGUGAACUUGGUAGCGGUGCGGGCAAAGGCGGCGGCGGUGGUGGCGCAAUUCGCGAAGCCGGCGGCUCAUUUGGUAAAAUGGAGGCUGCACGCGAAGAGGAGUUUUUCUACAAGCAGCAAAAGGAACAGCUCAAGAAUCUCAAGACAAAGACGGACACCAAAGCGCCAGUUGCAGCUAAGAAAUAAGAUAAAGCAAAAGAAAUUAUAGUUUAUAGAUUGUUUUUUACUCUAUUUUAUGGCUGAUGAGUUUUUGUGGUUACUGAUGAAAUUAAAACAAAUGAACAAAUAAAAAGAAAAUAAUUUGGAA
Messenger RNA from Drosophila innubila, 483 nucleotides. Its product is annotated as ATPase inhibitor mai-2, mitochondrial. Gene Ontology annotation, biological process: negative regulation of ATP-dependent activity. The record is from RefSeq and is a predicted model, not a curated record. Bases 105 to 362 code for a protein of 85 amino acids. The transcript is spliced from 3 exons. Gene Ontology annotation, cellular component: mitochondrion. Gene Ontology annotation, molecular function: ATPase inhibitor activity. Lineage: Eukaryota; Metazoa; Arthropoda; Insecta; Diptera; Drosophilidae.